This is a messenger RNA of Passer domesticus (house sparrow), 288 nucleotides long. RefSeq names its product canopy FGF signaling regulator 1 (gene CNPY1). Gene Ontology annotation, cellular component: endoplasmic reticulum. The transcript is spliced from 5 exons. Lineage: Eukaryota; Metazoa; Chordata; Aves; Passeriformes; Passeridae. The record is from RefSeq and is a predicted model, not a curated record. Bases 1 to 288 code for a protein of 95 amino acids.
AUGCAGGCACUGUGCUAUGACAUUAGGAAGGUGAAUCCAAAGAGGACCAUAGAUGUAGGGUCAUUCCAAGUAAACCCUGACGGGACACAAGAGAGGAGUAAGAAGCAGGGGAGUGAGGGAGUGAGGAGCACAGGCACAGCUCUGCCUCUGUCACUGCCAGCUCACGGUGAUUGCGUGUCCUGGCAGUGGGAAAGUAUCGUAGAGGAGUAUGAAGAUGAAAUAUUCUCACUUAUCGCCCAAGAGGCAGACUAUCUAGCUGACAAGCUGUGCAGUGAAAAAUCAGCAUGA